Glarea lozoyensis ATCC 20868 is the source of this 1053-nucleotide messenger RNA. RefSeq lists its product as uncharacterized. Gene Ontology annotation, biological process: peptidyl-histidine methylation, to form tele-methylhistidine. The record is from RefSeq and is a predicted model, not a curated record. The coding region runs from base 1 to 1053 and encodes 350 amino acids. The transcript is spliced from 2 exons. Lineage: Eukaryota; Fungi; Ascomycota; Leotiomycetes; Helotiales; Helotiaceae. Gene Ontology annotation, molecular function: protein-L-histidine N-tele-methyltransferase activity.
AUGUCUUUCAGUUUCUCCUUCUCGGGCGACGACAUAGAAGAAGACCAAACCACCACCUCCCAUCCCCCGCCCACCCACGCAGCAGAAACCGGCACCUUACGCCGACCCUCCAGCUCCGCAUUCCCCGUCGCCGGCCAACCCUUACUAAAACCGCAAAAGCAUGACUUAACCCAAAUGCUCAACUUGCUACCGAGUAAAAUCUCCUACAGCACGCUGACUAUCAAGUUAGAUGGGAAUGAAGGGAGGGAGGUCAGGAUUCCGCGGAGAGAGCUGUGGGAUGUGAGGGUGCAGUUGAUGGCGGAGGAUGAUGAGGAGGGAUUGGGGAAUCUGGGGAAGGAUGAUGUGAAGACGGGGGUUUAUGAGGGGGGGUUUAAGAGUUGGGAGAGUAGUGUUGAUGUUGUUAGGGUGGUGGAUGGGAGGAGGGGGUUGGUGGGGGGAGGGAGGAGUGUUUUUGAGCUCGGUUGUGGUACAGCUCUUCCAUCUCUUGCGAUCUUUCAAUGGCUUCUCCAACGUACCGUCACUACCACAGGAGCCGUCAAUCUUGGACUCGCAGACUACAAUCCUACGGUCCUCCAACUCGUCACACUACCCAAUACCCUACUAUCAUGGGCUCAAACCACCAAACCAGAAACUUGGGAAGCAGAAGGCGAACUCGAAAUCGAUCCCGAUCUCAUCUCCCAGUUCCUAACAAGCUUGCAAAUUCACAAUAUCUCACUAUCCUUCUAUUCUGGCGCCUGGAGCCCCGAAUUCGUAGAUCUUAUAUCCAGCGACUCAACAUUAAAAUCGACUCCCCUUACUAUCAUCGGUGCAGAAACCAUCUACUCACCUGCUGCGCUCGCUUCUUUUGGAGAGACAUUAAUGAGUCUACUGAAUUUACCGAGUGCGGAAGGAAGUACGGCGCUGGUCGCGGCGAAGAAAGUGUAUUUUGGAGUUGGAGGGUCGAUGGAGGACUUUUGUGAUUUGGUUCGGGGGAAGGGUGGUUUGGUUGAGCAGAUUAGGGAGGAGAGUGAUGGGGUAAGGAGGGCGGUUGUGGAGGUUAGAUUGACGGGUUGA